AUUAUAACUCAAAUCUCAUUUUUUCAAUAUUUAUACAAUUCUCAAAAUUCAUUAAUCACUCUAAAUAAUGGCAACAUCCACAACAACAUCAACUUCUUUUCUUUCAUCUUCUCCAUUUUCAUCGAGACGAAAAUCAUCUUCAUCAUCACGAAAUUCGAGGACAACGAUAUUGGCAAUGGGGAGAGAAGCUCAAGAUCGAAACUACUAUAAUUGUCGUAGUGUAGAUGAGAACUUAAUUAUUCUACGUAAGAGAAUUCAUGAGAUGAAAAUGAUCGAAAGAAAUUACGAGCCUCCGUCUGAUUGGAUGGAUUGGGAAAAGAGUAUAUAUGCUAAUUACGAUGCAAAUAUUUGUCAAGCAUUGGGAUUGUUGCAAUCUCAAUUAAUGGAUACAAGACCUAGUUUGGUUUUGGGCAUGGCUGCACUUAUUGGAUUAAGUGUACCAAUUUCAACUAUUGUGAUCUUGUUUCAUUUGAUUGAGUUAACCAAGGGAAUUUUAGCUUGAUAAUAUAUUAUUUUUAAAAGAUAUUUAUGUAACAGUUAAAAUAUUGUCUGUUUUUAUUUGAUCCAAAUAGCUAGAGUUAGCUUUAA
Solanum pennellii is the source of this 588-nucleotide messenger RNA. RefSeq lists its product as uncharacterized. The record is from RefSeq and is a predicted model, not a curated record. Bases 68 to 502 code for a protein of 144 amino acids. The transcript has a single exon. NCBI's taxonomy places the organism in Eukaryota, Viridiplantae, Streptophyta, Magnoliopsida, Solanales, Solanaceae.